Debaryomyces hansenii CBS767 is the source of this 741-nucleotide messenger RNA. RefSeq lists its product as uncharacterized. The coding region runs from base 1 to 741 and encodes 246 amino acids. The transcript has a single exon. The record is from RefSeq and is a predicted model, not a curated record. Gene Ontology annotation, molecular function: sedoheptulose-bisphosphatase activity. Gene Ontology annotation, biological process: ribose phosphate biosynthetic process. NCBI's taxonomy places the organism in Eukaryota, Fungi, Ascomycota, Pichiomycetes, Serinales, Debaryomycetaceae.
AUGAGCCCAUCUAAAGCACCAACUCCAAGAGUUAUAUUUAUUCGCCACGGCCAAACCGAAUGGUCAAAAUCUGGCCAAUAUACGUCCAUUACUGAUUUACCAUUAACAGAUUUCGGAGUCAAACAGAUGCGGAAUACUGGUAAACACUUAAUUGGGCCUAGUCCAUUCCAAUUGAUCAAACCGGAAAACUUGAAGAAUGUCUUUACAUCUCCAAGAUUGCGUGCCAAGCAAACGGUUGAGUUGUUGCUCGAAGGGUUGAACGAUAUGGCAAAGGCCAAGUUGCUUACCACCGAGGAAGAUAACUUAAGAGAGUGGGAAUACGGUGAUUACGAAGGAUUAUUGACGUCCCAGAUUAUUGAAUUAAGAAACAAGAGAGGUUUGGAUAAGGAUUUACCUAAAGGUGAAGAAUGGAACAUUUGGAGGGACGGGUGUGAAAACGGUGAAACGCACGAGCAAGUUUCCGCAAGAUUGGACAAGGUUAUCACGAACAUCAGAGCUAUCCACGAAAAGGCGAUUCAAGAUAAUGUUCCUUGCGAUGUCAUAGUUGUUGGACAUGGUCAUAUCUUGAGAUGUUUUGCUGCUAGAUGGGUGGGUAAAGACAUUAAUGUCAAUCCGCAAGUCGUGUUGGAUGCUGGUGGAGUUGGAGUUUUGAGCUAUCAACACCAUAAUAUUCACGAGCCUGCUUUAUGCUUAGCUGGAGCAUUUGUUGUCCCAGUUGAAGAGGAAGGGUCUGAUAUAUAA